Molecule: messenger RNA, 225 nt
Organism: Octodon degus (degu)
Lineage: Eukaryota; Metazoa; Chordata; Mammalia; Rodentia; Octodontidae
Product: NADH dehydrogenase [ubiquinone] 1 alpha subcomplex subunit 5-like
Exons: 2
Coding region: 1-225 (74 amino acids)
Biological process (GO): respiratory electron transport chain
Source: RefSeq, a predicted model, not a curated record
AUGGUGGGCGUGCUGAAGAAAACCACAGGCCUCAUGGGUUUGGCUGUGUGUGAGAUGCCGCACGAGGAACCAGAGGGUAAAAAAUUAGAAGACCACCUUCAGCUUGGCCAAGUAGAGGAGGUGAUUCUUCAGGUUGAAAGUGAACUAAGUCUGGCAAGGAAAAUGGUGUGGUGGAAUCCAUGGGAGCCGUUAGCGGAAGAGCCUGCUGCCAGCCAGUGGAAGUGA